This is a messenger RNA of Thlaspi arvense, 1251 nucleotides long. Lineage: Eukaryota; Viridiplantae; Streptophyta; Magnoliopsida; Brassicales; Brassicaceae. The record is from the annotation of a GenBank genome assembly.
AUGGUGGCCGUUCUCUCUCUCUCUUCAGGUGUUGCUAAGGUGGUUCUUAAAAAGGGCAAGACACAGCUCUUCAAAGACGGAAGCCCAAUGGUGUACAGUGGAGCCGUUGACAGGAUCAUUGGGAAACCGCCUCCCCAGACCGGAGAUGUUGUCAUUGUCGCCGAUGGCUCCGAGAAUCCCAUUGGUUGGGGUCUGUACAACUCCGUUUCUAUGUUCUGUGUUCGCCUUAUGCAGCUCCAACACGAAUCCACCAGGGAUCCUUCUUGUGCACUCAACAUUGAGAAGCUUCUCGAAACUAGAAUCACUCAGGCACUUGAGCUGCGAAACAAUUUGGGACUUCCCUCGGCUAAUACUAAUGCUUAUCGUCUUGUGAACAGUGAAGGAGACAGAUUGUCUGGAUUGAUUGUCGAUGUAUUUGGAGAUGUAGCUGUAGUUGCAUCCUCCGCUGCUUGGCUUGAAAAGUACAGGAAUCAAGUGGAGACUUGCUUGAGAUCAGUCCAUGGAAUUAAUCAUAUAAACUGGAGACCGUCUCUUGAUGUUCUUAAAGAAGAUGGGUUUGAUGUCUCGAGUUUGAAACAAACACAAUCAUCUACUCUUCCCCAGAGAUCAAUGGUCGUGGAAAACGGCAUCUCCUACGCAAUCUCGCUAGAGGGACAGAAGACAGGGUUCUACACAGAUCAACGCGAAAACCGACACUUCAUAUCAACCAUCUCUGCUGGUAAAAGAGUUCUUGAUCUUUGUUGCUAUAGUGGUGGUUUUGCACUAAAUGCAGCGAGAGGAGGUGCUACCAGUGUCGUGGGAAUUGACUCAUCUCUACCUGCUUUGGAGCUCGCCAGAGAGAAUGUGAUCCUCAACCAUAUGGAUCCGGGGAAGGUUGUUUUCUGCAAACAAGAUUCCACAGAAUUCAUGAAGGGUGCCCUGUCAAGGGGAGAGACAUGGGACAUCGUGAUCCUAGACCCUCCUAAGCUAGCUCCGCGGAAAAAGGUUUUGCACAACGCGGCAGGAAUGUACAGAAAUCUCAACUCGUUGGCAAUGAGAUUGACGAGUAGUGGAGGGCUUAUGAUGACGUGUUCAUGUUCAGGGGCGAUGACGCAGAGCGGCAAGUUCUUGGGGAUUCUUCAGAGCGCUGCAGCCAUGGCGGGAAGGAAGAUCACAGUGGUGAGGGAGGCAGGAGCUGCGUCUGAUCACCCACUCGACCCAUCUUACCCUCAAGGCCAAUAUCUAUCCAAUGUUCUGCUUCGGGUGCUUUGA